Molecule: messenger RNA, 1206 nt
Organism: Catharus ustulatus (Swainson's thrush)
Lineage: Eukaryota; Metazoa; Chordata; Aves; Passeriformes; Turdidae
Gene: CCDC137
Product: coiled-coil domain containing 137
Exons: 6
Coding region: 39-1073 (344 amino acids)
Source: RefSeq, a predicted model, not a curated record
AGUGGUGGCGGGACGGUCCCACGAGGAGUGGCGGAAUAAUGGGACGGGGACCGAGACCGGGACGGGGACCACGACAAAAACAGGGAUCGGGACCGAAACAGGGACAGAGACCGGGAUCGGGACCGAAACAGGGACAGAGACCGGGAUCAGGGCCGAAACAGGGACAGAGACCGGGAUCAGGACCGAAACAGGGACAGAGACCGGGAUUGGGACCGAAACAGGGACUGAGACCGGGAUCAGGACCGAAACAGGGACAGAGACCGGGAUCAGGACCGAAACAGGGUCGGGGACCGGGACCGGGGCGGAAAGCAGGAGCGGGACAGAAAGCGGGACCGGGGUCGGAACAUGGACCGGCUGUCCCACUGCGCAGCAGGAAAGAGAAGAAGGACAACAUGAAGCCCAAACACCCCGAGGAACAGGAGAUCCCGUUCCGCCUGCGGGAGCUCAUGCGGAGCCGCGAGGCCCUGAAGUGCCCAGCUCCUGGGAAGAAGCAGGUGGCAGAGAAGAAGCAGCAGCAGGAGUCCAAGGGCCCCAAGACCGCGGGGGACACCUCUGUGCCCAAGUUCCGGAGGGGCAAGGGGGAGUCGGAGCGUUCCUACAUCUGCCGCAUGGAGCAGGAGGUGCAGCGCGUCCUCUUCCUCACGGAGAACCAGCUCCAGCGGGAGCCUGAGAAGGAGGCGACGGCUCCAGAGAAGUCCAAAAGGAAAAAAGAGUUUCAGAAAAGGAAGCUGGAAAAAGCCCGGAAGAAGAAGGAGGAGAAGAAGGUGGACAUGCUGGAGAAGAGCCUGUUGCAAGACACGGUGCCAUUUGGAGAGGUGGUGACACAGCCACCCACCAUCACCUCACGGCCCAGGGGACAGGGUCCUGCUGAGCAGGCUGGACGGAAGCAGCUCCUCCUGACGCCUCGCCUGGGCCGGAGCCAGGCGUCCCCCGCGUCCCCUGUGUCCCCGGUGAUGUCGAUGGCUCGGCAGCGCAUCCUGCAGGAGGAGCGGGCGCGCGUCAUCCAGGCCUACAGGGACAUCCAGAGGCGCAAACAGCUGGCACGGGAGCGUGCCCGGGCCGGGCCGGGAUGAGGACCUUGGGACUCGAGAGGGACAUUGCCCUGAUGCUCUUGUGUCACUGCUGAGCCCUGGGGCUCCCCACAGCUCCACACUGCGGCUCAGCGCUGGAGUGGGGUCCCUGCGGUGCCACAGAGUAAAAAGUGCC